AUGGUAAAGGAGAACUGUACAAUAGUGAUGGAGUUUAUUCUCCUGGGACUGACAAAUCAAGCUGAGUUGCAGCCUGUCCUUUUUGUGGUUUUGCUAGUCAUCUACCUGGUCACAGUCGUCGGCAAUGUGAGCCUGAUUUUGUUAAUCAGAAGUGACUCCAAACUUCACACGCCAAUGUACUUCUUCCUCAGCCACCUGUCCUUUGUAGAUCUCUGUUAUGCCACCACUGUCACUCCUCAGAUGCUGGUUAACCUCUUAUCCAAGAGAAAAACUAUUUCCUUCCUUGGUUGCGUUAUACAGUUCCAAUUUUUCAUUUCCUUGGGGAUCACAGAUUGUUAUAUGCUCACAGUGAUGGCUUAUGACCGCUACAUGGCCAUCUGCAAACCCUUGUUAUAUGCCAGCAAAAUGUCCCGCUGUGUCUGCCUCUCUCUUGUUGCUACUCCUUAUAUUUAUGGUUUUGCAAAUGGCCUAGCACAGACCAUCCUGAUGUUCCGUCUCUCCUUCUGUGGACCCAACAAAAUCAACCACUUUUACUGUGCAGACCCACCCCUCUUAGUCCUGGCCUGCUCAGAUACCUAUGCCAAGGAGACUGCCAUGUUCGUGGUGGCUGGUUUCAACCUCACGUGUUCUCUCACCAUCAUCCUCAUCUCCUACAUUUUCAUUUUCAUGGCCAUUCUGCGUAUGUGCUCUGCAGAGGGGAGGCGCAGGGCCUUCUCCACCUGUGGGUCCCAUCUGAUGGCUGUCACUGUCUUUUAUGGGACACUGUUCUGCAUGCAUCUGAGGCCCCCGUCUGAGGCAUCUGUAGCACAGGGCAAAAUCGUAGCUGUUUUUUAUAUCUUUGUGAGUCCUAUGUUAAACCCUUUGAUCUACAGCCUUCGGAACAAAGAUGUUAAAAGAGCAAUACGGAAAAUAAUUCAAGAGAAAUUGUCAAAUAAGGUAGACAUUUUGUUCAUAGCUAUGUAA
Messenger RNA from Hippopotamus amphibius kiboko, 963 nucleotides. RefSeq names its product olfactory receptor 1030-like. Gene Ontology annotation, biological process: sensory perception of smell; G protein-coupled receptor signaling pathway. Gene Ontology annotation, cellular component: membrane. The coding region runs from base 1 to 963 and encodes 320 amino acids. The transcript has a single exon. The record is from RefSeq and is a predicted model, not a curated record. Gene Ontology annotation, molecular function: G protein-coupled receptor activity; odorant binding; olfactory receptor activity. Lineage: Eukaryota; Metazoa; Chordata; Mammalia; Artiodactyla; Hippopotamidae.